AGAGGAUCAACCUGAGCUCCUCGCCUCUCUGACUCACAGCUCCUUUGGACUCUCUUUCCGUGCGGCUGCCCCCUAAGCACCAUGGGGCAAACCCGGUUCCUUGGGGGUCCCAGCAUCCUUCUUCUGUUCCUCUUCCUCCUUCCCGGGGACCAUGCAACAUCUACUGCAGAACCGCAAUACUUGGUAUUGGUGCCCUUCCUGAUCCACACUGAAACAACAGAGAAAAUCUGUGUUCAACUGAACCACCUCAAUGAAUCCGUGACACUGAAAAUCACAUUGGAAUAUGGAGGCCGUAACGAGAGCUUGAUCAGAGAUGUUCUGGUCACGACGCCGGACGAUUUCCAGUGCAUCCCAUUUACGAUUCCCAAAUGGGACAGCCUCACCGACUCUCCGGUGGUGCUUCUCACGGUGUCCGUGAAGGGGGCCACGUUGUCUUUCUGGAGCCGGAAGACGGUGCUCGUGCAGAACUUGGACAGCCUAGUCUUUGUCCAGACCGACAAGCCCAUCUACAAGCCAGGACAGGAUGUUAAUUUUCGCAUUGCCUCUCUGGAUGAAGGCCUCCAUCCCUUGAAUGAGAAGUUUCCUUUGGUUUACAUCCAGGAUCCCAAGAGGAAUCGCUUGGCCCAGUGGCAAGAUGUGGAGCUGAAUGUGGGCCUCGUGCAGCUCUCUUUCCCUCUGGCAUCGGAGCCCAAACAAGGCACCUACAAAGUGGUGGUGAAGAAAGCUUCAGGGAGCAAUGUGGAGCAGACCUUUGAGGUGAAGGAAUAUGUGUUGCCGAAGUUCGAGGUUACGGUGAAAGCACCCAAGAUUAUAACCAUCCUGACUGAACAACUGGAAGUGACUGUCUGUGGCAAGUACACUUAUGGGAAGCCUGUCCCAGGCUUGGUGAAGGUCCGGGUGUGCCGUCCGUACUCCGGCUCUCAGAACCAAUGUUAUGGAAAAGAGUCAGAGGCUGUGUGUGAAGAAUUCAGUGGAGAGUCAAAUGGACAAGGAUGUUUGACUCGAGUGGUGCAAACAAAGGUGUUCCAACUGAAGCGGUCAGGAUAUAACAUGAACCUGAAUGUAGAAGGCACGAUUGUUGAAGAAGGCACAGGAAUGGAGUUGACAGGCUCUGCUUCCACGGAUAUUACUCAGACUCUCAGUGUAGCUACGUUUGAAGAUUUGGACACAUAUGUCAAGCCUGGAAUCCCAUUACAGGGCCUGGUGAACCUGGUAGAUGGUACCACUCAGCCAAUUGCCAAUGCAACAGUCACUAUCCGAGUAGGUAACAAGGAGACCAACUACACCACCAAUGACCAGGGGAAAGCUCUGUUUUCCAUAGACACCACGAAUUUCACAGAUGACUCUAUUACUGUCCGAGCUAGAUAUAAAUCCGAACCAUAUUGUUACGACAGAAACUGGGUGACUCCCUCUCACCAGGAUGCUCACCACACCGCAUAUUUGUUCUACUCACCAAGCCGCAGCCAUAUCCAUAUCGAUACUCUUCCUAAAACAAACUGCGAACAAAACCAAGAAGUCCGAGUGAAUUUUGCUCUGAAUCCGGAUGUCAUCAAAGAUGAGAAGAUUGUGUUCCACUAUUUGGUGCUGGCUAAAGGGAACAUUGUGCAUGAUGGGAUCUAUGAUAUGCCAGAAACAGAAAGAAAAGCUGCCAAAGGGGUGUUCACUUUCUAUUUGCCCAUCAACGUCGAAAUGGCUCCUUUUGCUCGCUUUCUACUGUACACAAUUCUUCCCAAUGGAGAACUUGUGGCUGAUUCUAUGGAAAUUUACACAGUUGGAAAUUGCUUCUCAAACAAGGUGAGGCUGUGGUUCUCUGAUUCAGUGGGCCUGCCCGCCAGCAAAACCCAGCUCCACCUCGCAGCCUCCAAAGGUUCCCUGUGUGCCGUCCACGCUGUGGAUAAGAGUGUCUACAUCCUGAAACCUGAGGCUGAACUCUCCUCUGAGACGAUCUAUAACUUGCUGCCUGUAAAGACACUUAAAGGUUAUCAUUACGAGCGCUGGACAGUGGAUGAUCCGGACACCACCAAGUGCACCCCCAGAAAAACAAUUGUUGUGGAUGGCAUCCGCUAUCACCCUGAUACUUACACAUAUAAUUCCCUGGACUCCUAUAAACUUAUUGAGAAUUUUGGCUUUAAAGUUUUUACUAACACCAUGAUGCAUCAGCCCAGAGUUUGCCCUACAGAGGCUGUACAGUUUGCAUAUCUAAGUGAAAAUAGUUAUGAAGCAGUACCCGUUGUAGCAAGACGACUACCAUCUGCAAAGUCAAGAGUUGCUUCUCCGCAACAUUAUGAUGACUCGACGGAGAGUUCCGAGCAAGAGGAAAAACCUGAGCAAGUUAGAAGCUUCUUUCCUGAGACGUGGUUAUGGGAUCUGUAUAAAGUAGAAUCAGAUGCUGGCGAGAGCUCCUUCCCCGUCACCAUUCCAGACACCAUCACAGAAUGGAAAGCAGGGGCUUUCUGCAUGUCAACAGAGACAGGCUUUGGCCUCGCCAGUCCAGCUGACCUCCAGGCUUUCCAGCCCUUCUUCCUUGAUCCCAGCUUGCCCUAUUCGGUGGUGCGGGGUGAAAUAUUCCAUUUGAAAGUCACCGUCUUCACAUACUUACCACGAUGUCUCCGGGUCAGAAUUACGCUGGAUCCAUCCCCAGACUUUACGGCUUCCCUUGAGGGAAAAGAAGAGGAAUCACAUUGUGUGUGUGCAAAUGGGAGGAAAACGUUGUCCUGGAUGGUGACCCCCACAUCUCUUGGCGAAGUGAAAUUCACAGCAAGUGCAGAAGCCUUGAGUUCAGACCAGCCAUGUGGAAAUGAAAUAGUAGAGAUGCCCAAGACAGGACAAAAGGACACCUUGAUCAAAUCACUUAUAGUUGAGCCUGAAGGAGUUGAGAAGGAAGUCGUCUACAACCAUUUCCUCUGUGAUGCCAAAGACCCACGCUCAGAACCUGUUUCUCUAAAAGUACCAGAAAAUGUGGUGGAAGGAUCGGCAAGGGCCUCAUUCUGUGUGCUAGGUGACAUUCUGGGCAGCGCCAUACAGAACUUGCACCAGCUCCUCCGGAUGCCUUAUGGUUGCGGCGAACAAAACUUGGCCCUUUUUGCUCCCAACAUCUACAUCUUGAACUACCUGAAUAAUACCGGGCAGCUGACGGAGGACAUCAAGUCCAAGGCUAUUGGAUACCUAGUGUCUGGCUACCAGCGGCAGCUGAACUACAAGCACUCUGAUGGCUCCUACAGCACCUUCGGAGAGCACCGUGGAGAGCCAGGAAACGCCUGGCUAACAGCAUUUACACUCAAAUCCAUGGCUCAGGCCAAGCACCACAUCUUUGUGGAUCAAAAUCACAUUAGUGAUGCUCAGGCCUGGCUGGCUGUCCGACAGAAGGAAAACGGCUGCUUCCGGAGCAGUGGGACCCUCCUGAACAAUGCCCUAAUGGGUGGGGUUGAUGAUGAGAUUAGCCUCUCGGCUUACACCGCCAUUGCUUUGCUGGAGAUGCCACUGCCUGUCACUCACUCUGUGGUGCGUAAUGCUUUGUUCUGCUUGGAGACGGCAGCCGAGUCAAAAGACAUCAACGUUUACACCCGUGCCUUGAUGGCUUAUGCUUUUGCUCUGGCUGGGAAAGAGGAGAAGCGAGAUGAGAUGUUGCACCUCCUCCGUGCGGUGGCUGUGGAAGAAGAUGGCUCUCUUCACUGGCAACGACCUAAGAAACCGGAGGAGAAGGAGGAUCUGCCAUCCUAUUACCAUCGCGCUCCAUCUGCAGAAGUGGAGAUGACGUCCUAUGUGCUCAUGGCUUACCUGACCAAACGGCCGGCACCGUCAGAGGAUGACUUGAAAACGGCCACCCAGAUUGUUCUCUGGCUGAUCAAGCAGCAGAACCCAACGGGAGGGUUCUCUUCGACUCAGGAUACUGUGGUGGCCCUGCAGGCCUUCUCCCUCUUUGGUGCUUUGACCUUCGUUAAGAACAACAAAGGUGUGCAAGUGACCGUGAACGCUGGUGAGAAUGCCCUGAAGCAGUUCCAGGUGGAGACAGACAACCGCCUUCUGCUUCAGUGCCAAGCGAUGCCCAAUGUGCCAGGAGACUAUAGCAUUGAAGUAGCAGGGGAAGGCUGCGUCUUUGCUCAGACCACCUUGAAGUACAACGUGCAGCCACACCAGAAGGAUGUGCCUUUUGAUCUGGAUGUCCACACAGUCCCCGAGACCUGCACCGGACCCAAGGCCAACAAAGUCUUCAACCUUGCGAUAAAUGUCAGCUACACUGGCAAGCGACCGGUUUCUAACAUGGCCAUCGUUGAUGUCAAGAUGCUUUCAGGAUACAUCCCAUCGAAACCAUCUGUGAGAAAGCUGGAAAAUCAUAACCUGGUUCAGCGAACAGAAAUCAGCAGCAGCCACGUCCUGAUUUAUUUAGAGAAGGUGACCAAUGUAACCCAGAGCUACACCUUCACAAUAGAGCAGGAUAUGCCUGUCCAAGGCCUGAAGCCAGCCUUGGUGAAAAUCUACGACUACUACGAAAUAGAUGAAUUUGCCCUGGCAGAGUACAACGCUCCCUGCAAUGCAGAUGAUACAAAACAUGGAAAAGCAUAAAAGACAAAAAGCACAUCCAGCUCACCAUUCCCUCUCUUUUUAGACUCUUCUGUUCCUUCCACCAGACAACACUGAAUCAUAGCCCAAAAAGAAAUAAAAGAAACUUUUUUAAUAGGCCGACUCAAUAAAAUCUGGUCCACUUUAAUUGUUUUCAAACCCACAUGUUUGCCUUGUUUAUUCCACAGUUCUGUAAGUCCUGAAGCAUAUGCCUCAAAUUGUUUAUGUCAUGCCCAGAAUAACAAGUGCAAAAAGUUUGGAAAAAUAAAAGAAACAAACCAAUAAAUAA
Anolis carolinensis (green anole) is the source of this 4849-nucleotide messenger RNA. Its product is annotated as alpha-2-macroglobulin. Gene Ontology annotation, molecular function: endopeptidase inhibitor activity. Bases 82 to 4563 code for a protein of 1493 amino acids. Gene Ontology annotation, cellular component: extracellular region. NCBI's taxonomy places the organism in Eukaryota, Metazoa, Chordata, Lepidosauria, Squamata, Anolidae. The record is from RefSeq and is a predicted model, not a curated record. The transcript has 36 exons.